Corylus avellana is the source of this 1943-nucleotide messenger RNA. RefSeq names its product protein NRT1/ PTR FAMILY 5.4-like. Lineage: Eukaryota; Viridiplantae; Streptophyta; Magnoliopsida; Fagales; Betulaceae. Gene Ontology annotation, cellular component: membrane. The record is from RefSeq and is a predicted model, not a curated record. Gene Ontology annotation, molecular function: transmembrane transporter activity. Gene Ontology annotation, biological process: transmembrane transport.
CAAAGUCCAUUAUUUUGCACCUACCAUUCUCAAGUAGCUAGCUCGCAGCACCCAGCAGAAAAUGAUUGAUGAGGGCAGUCUUGAAAAUAGCAAGGAGUGCUUCACCCAACGAAAACCUUCCACAGGCGGAUGGAACGCCGCCAUUUUCAUCAUCUUCGUUGAAGUGGCGGAGAGAUUUGCUUUCUGUGGGUUGGCGAGCAACCUCAUCACGUACCUCACGGAUGACCUCCACGAGCCGACCUCGACGGCGGUGAAGAUUGUGAACACUUGGGUCGGCGUAUCUUAUCUCUUCCCGGUACUUGGAGCCUUCGCCGCCGACUCCUUUCUCGGCCGGUUCAGGACCAUCCUUGUCGCCUCCAUCAUUUACUGCACGGGAUUUGUGUUGUUAACAUUAUCGGUUUCGGUGUUACCUUUGCACGAUCGGAAAGCAAUAUUUUUCGUAGCGCUUUACAUAAUAGCGGUCGGCGAAGGCGGACACAAGCCAUGCGUGCAAACCUUUGCGGCGGAUCAGUUCAACGAGAACUUGCCGGAGGAAAAGAAGGCAAAGAGCUCCUUCUUCAACUGGUGGUACUCCGGGAUAAUGGUCGGUGCCACUUCUUCCACUCUAGCAGUAGUAUACAUUGAGGAUAAUAUCAGUUGGGCGGCAGGCUUCGGAGUCCUGGCAACAGCUUUGGCAGCGUCGUUGGCAAUAUUUCUGCUAGGAAUUAAGAGGUACAAGAAGCAGGGUCCUUUCGGGAGCCCCUUCACUUCGGUGGCGCAGGUUGUUGCAGCAGCGGCACGCAAGUGGCGCGUGGAUGAGACGGGCCGCGUUUGGGGCGUUUGUUGUGGAGACGUGAGAAUUGGGGUCCACGAGGAUGGUCAACCCAAGAGUAGGACUUUGGCCCACACCGAUCAGUUGAGAUUUUUGGACAAGGCAACGAUCAUUGACAACAUUGAUGCAUCAAGUCAAAGCAGAAAUCCAUGGAGGCUAUGCUCACAAAAUCAAGUGGAAGAAGUGAAGCUCGUCCUCUGCCUCAUCCCCGUAUGGCUGUGCUCCUUAAUGUUUGCCGUGGUGGCAACCAAUUUCCAAACCUACUUCACCAAGCAAGGCAGCACAAUGAUCCGAUCAGUCGGGCGCUUCCAGCUUCCCGCAGCAUCGCUCCAAGCCCUUCUCGGCCUCACCGUCAUGAUCGCCAUUCCAAUCUACGACCGAAUCUUUGUCCCGAUAACUAGAAGAUUCACCGGACACCUGUCGGGAAUAACGUUGCUGCAAAGGAUAGGAAUUGGUUUGUUCUUGUCAUUGAUAAAUAUGGCUGUGUCAGCUUUAGUAGAGGCCAAAAGGGUCGGUGUGGCUAAAGAACACAACCUCCUAGACAACCCAAAAGCGACCGUUCCGAUGAGCGUGUGGUGGCUGCUUCCACAAUACAUCUUCUGCGGGUUGUCCGACGUCUUCACAUUUAUUGGGCUCCAGGAGUUGUUCUACGAUCAGAUGCCGGAGUCGAUGAGAAGCUUAGGAGCAGCGGCGUACGUUACUGUUGUCGGCGUCGGGAGCUUCGUAAGCAGCGCUGUUAUAUCGAUCGUGCAGGUGAUGAGCUCCAGCUUUGGCGAAGAAUGGCUUGGUGACAAUCUCAACCGCGCGCACCUUGAUGGCUUCUACUGGGUGCUGGCUGGGUUGAGUGCCUUGAAUUUGUGUGUUUAUGUGUGGGUUGCUAAGCGUUUUGUGUACAAAAAAGUUGAAGGGGAUGAUGAUGAUGAUGAUGAUAUACUUGCAUAAAUGGAGCAGCAUUAGAUGAUGGAAUGAAGAAAUUAAGUGUUAACGUUAAUUAUAUGUUUUCUAGCUCCUGUUUGGAUUAGAUGUAUAGCAAACAGUGUAUAAUUAGGCUUUCUCUGUCUCUUAAACAUAUUUAUGGGACUAUGUUUACGAUCCCAUGACUUAAAAAUAUAAUCUUUAACCAUAUAUCUAU